AUGACGACAACCCCGAAGCUGGAUGCCACCCCGGAGCCAACAAUACCCAGUGCGCAUGACUUUGCUUCUCCACUUCGCUUCAGUGAAUCCUUUCUGAGCAUGUCCCAGUCAAACCUUUCGAUCGCCAGUCUCUCCCAGCAGCAGCCCUUUCCCGUUGCGGACUAUCCUGUUCGAAGAUACUUCGACUAUGAUGAAACAAUCUGGUGCAGAGAAUGUGGCCAAAUAGGCCAUCUUGCACACAUGUGUCGGUCCAGGAAAAGGAUAAUCGGGGUUUGCUUCUGCUGCGGAGACGAUCGGCAUCAGGUUGACACGUGCACCGCAAAUGUGUGCAUGCUUUGUGGUGAAGCAAAUUGUUCGUGCAAGAAGAAGAAUCGCCUUCCCGGAGGAUUGCUCGAUCUGAUAGACAUAGACAAUUUUAUAAACACAUACGCCAACGAAUGCUACCGUUGCGGAGGGCCCCACAGUGGAUUAGUGUGUCCAGAGUAUAUGCCACACUGUAGGGGCACGGAGAGGUGCAAGUUUUGCUUUCAGAGACACAUGUCGCGAGACUGCCCCGAUCUUAAGAAGGAGGCAAAAGAGAAGAGGAGCAGGUUACUGGGAAAGAUGCGCUGUUUCAUAUGUGGCGCAAGAGACCAUUACCAAUUUGAAUGCAGAGAGCGAAAUUUUCCCCUGCGGAUGGGCUAUCGCUUUCGCGAAAAUGAAUACUCGCGCUUACUGCACGCAUAUAACGCCAAGCAUGUUGGCAAAAGUAUACCGGCUGCGACCAAGCGUGACGAAACCCUGGUACGUGGAGCUUAUUCCAUUAUAAAAAAUCUACGUGCACGGAAAGAUGACUCUAAACGCCUAGAAAUUACGUUUAAUCAAUCUAAUAACUCCAAAAGAAAAGAUGAUGAGCAGAAAAAACAUAGCGGGAGGCCCGGGGGUCAAGGGGAAUUCCGGAUAACUCGGGACAGGUUUGCACGCCACGGAUAA
Molecule: messenger RNA, 972 nt
Organism: Giardia duodenalis
Lineage: Eukaryota; Fornicata; Diplomonadida; Hexamitidae
Exons: 1
Coding region: 1-972 (323 amino acids)
Molecular function (GO): nucleic acid binding; zinc ion binding
Source: RefSeq, a predicted model, not a curated record